AUGGAUGAGAUAACGGAGGGAGUGACCAACAUCACCAUAAGCGGCGAUCCACACAAGAAGAAUAGAAUUCAGGUCUCCAACACCAAGAAACCCUUGUUCUUCUACGUCAAUCUCGCCAAGAGGUAUAUGCAGCAGCACAAUGAGGUUGAACUUUCAGCUCUUGGCAUGGGUAUUCUCUCAUAUCCCUUGUUUUUCUACAAUAGCUUAUGCAGUUUAAACCUCCAAGAGUUGUCAAUGUUUUCAUUAAUUAUUACAUCGGAGUUAUAUGGUGUAUGUGCAUUUAUUGUUUCGUCCCAGAUUCUCUCUUUAUGUAAUAUGGUGCAAAAGAGAAAAGCCAAAAUCUUUGUGUAUGGUCUUUUCUCUGUUGAUUGGGCCAAUCUCCCCUCCCUUAAAGAGGAAAGUGCACUCUUUGCAGUAGUCAACCAUUUCUAUGUGGUAUUUUCUAUAUCUGAUGAGAAUACUACUGUUAUAUAUGCAGCUAUUGCCACAGUUGUCACCAUUGCCGAAAUUUUGAAAAACAAUGGACUGGCUGUUGAGAAAAAGAUUACGACAUCUUCUGUUGAUAUGAAGGAUGAAUCAAGAGGGCGUUCCAUCUCCAAAGCCAAAAUUGAGAUAUUGCUGGGGAAGACAGCCAACUUUGAUGAACUGAUGGCUGCUGCUGCUGAGGAGAGAGCUGCUGGAGAUGGUGAUGAGCAGAGCUGA
Molecule: messenger RNA, 702 nt
Organism: Ilex paraguariensis (yerba mate)
Lineage: Eukaryota; Viridiplantae; Streptophyta; Magnoliopsida; Aquifoliales; Aquifoliaceae
Source: the annotation of a GenBank genome assembly